GAAAAGUGAAGUGAUAAGUGAAGUGAUAGUGACGUGAUGUGUGAUCGUGGUGUAUAAGUGGGGCUCUUUGCCCGUGAUCCAAUAUCGAUGGAGGGACAGCGAUGCUUCUGCAUCGUUGUGUUCCUCGUUCACACUGCGAUAGGAGCUGGAGAAGGUUCAACCAAUCAGCCAUCAACGGAGCACGUUGAAUCGAAUGAGCUAACAGUUUCCUUUCCACCAUUGGAAGAUCUUUACACCAGCACCUUAGAAAAGCACUUCGCUACUGAGAACAACACUGUAGUAACUUCCCAGACGGGGUCUACUGCUCUCCUACCGUGCGUGAUCAGAAAUAUUGGAGAUGGAAUCGUAUCAUGGAUACGAAGAAAAGACUACCACUUGCUGACAGUUGGUCUGACCACAUACAGUUCAGAUCAACGUUUUCAAGCAAUACAUUUACAACAUUCAGAGGAUUGGACGCUUAAGGUACGGUUCGUGCAGAGUCGUGAUGCAGGUAUCUACGAGUGUCAAGUUUCUUCUCAUCCGCCUACCAGCAUAUUUCUGCAUUUGGAUGUAGUAGAGGCCCGCGCUCAAAUUUCUGGGCCAACGGAGAAGUAUCUCAAGCCUGGUUCAACUUUAAGGCUUCAGUGCUCCGUUGUACAAACUACAGAAGCACCAGCCUUUGUAUUUUGGUACCACAACAGCAGAAUGAUAAACUACGACGCAGAACGGGGCAUCAACGUCACGACAGAUACAGAGCAGCGCCUAUCAGAUCUUCUCAUUCCAGCUGCAAGUGUGUCGCAUGCGGGCAACUACACUUGUGUGCCCAAUAAUGCGGUCCCCGCUAGCAUAUAUGUCCACAUAUUUAAUGGCGAAAAUCCAGCGGCCAUGCAGUCCUCCUCACCGAGUUACAUCCAUCUAAGCAUAUUGCACAGUUUGUACACAACAGUAGUCCUAUACGCUAUCCGGUGACAAUUGUGUUAAGCCACAUCCUACCAUAUUACCCAGUAAUAAAGCCCUAUUUCCCGAGACAAACUUUGGACCGACGUAUUCCUUUUGUAACCAGUGAUUUGUAACUCUGAAUGCGAUGCUAAUUUGAAAAGUGGAACAGCUAAAAUGAGGAUUUUAAAGAGUCGUUUGAAAUAAAAUUCUUUUCUCAGUUUUCACAGAAUAGUGUUAAUAUAAAGAUGUAAUGAAAAGACGCUGUAAUAUAAAUUAAAGUAGAGUAUAAUGGUUCAAAUGCUAGGAACACGUGAGACAUACAUUUAAUUUGUAAGGAACAUACGAGAUUUAUAUUAAAACUUGCAUUUAUUUUUACUAGUGCAUACUAAUUAGGACCACGUUUCUAAAUAGGUGGCGCAUACGUAAGAUAAAUUAUGGUUACUAUAUAUAUAUGUUACUUUAUUACGUAGUAAGUAGGCUAAGUACAUAUAUAUGUUUAGUUGAAUUUCAGAUUUAUUACUACUAAUCGAAUUCAAUAAAUUUAAAUUUAUGCGGCUUUUUGUUGAUUUUCUUGAAAUGAUCUUGAGUUAAGAUUCACGUAACGUCCUUCUGUCAAACUAAAGAUGUUUUUGACAUAUAGC
Pieris brassicae (large cabbage white) is the source of this 1559-nucleotide messenger RNA. RefSeq lists its product as uncharacterized. Lineage: Eukaryota; Metazoa; Arthropoda; Insecta; Lepidoptera; Pieridae. The transcript has 8 exons. Gene Ontology annotation, biological process: synapse organization. Gene Ontology annotation, cellular component: neuron projection membrane. The record is from RefSeq and is a predicted model, not a curated record. Bases 88 to 948 code for a protein of 286 amino acids.